AUGAAAUUUGCGAAGGUAAAUAAAUACACUAUAGAAGUUAGAAAUUUGAGGGAAAAGAAGGAAUUAUUAUGGAAAGAACAAGAAUUUGUUACAUUACAAUAUACAUUGAAUUUCAUUAAAGUUAACCAAAUCAGUGUCGUUGAUAUACAAAGUAAUAUAUGUCAAGUCACUGUUUCUUAUCAUUAUUAUUAUACACAAUUGAUUAGAGUCGACCAAUUGUCUCCUGUUCUAUUUAAUCAAUUUAAUAAAAGUUUAAUUCCUGCAAUAUCAUAUCUGGGUGUGAAUACUUUAUUCCCAAUAAAAUAUUAUGGUAUGCAAUAUGAUUCAGUGAAUAUACUAUCUAAAGGAAUCGUAGGUAUUGGAAAAUCAUUUCGUCAUUCCGGAGCAAUGAAAAAAAUUGAAGUUUUUAAUGGGAUGGAUAAAGAUGGUGGAGUGGAGAUAAUGAAUACUAACAAAUUUUUGGCUAUCAAAUGGAUUAAUUUAAGUAUUUCUACUUUACAUGAUGAUGAGCCGGAAGAGUAUGCCAUAGUGGCUUGCAUUAUAUACUCCAAUGGAAAUAUAUCAGUUUACUUUGAGAAGAUACCAACAGAAUUUGGAAACAAUGGAGGGAAAAUAAGUAUUACAGAUGGUUAUGAUUAUGCUACAUAUAAUGCAAGUGAGAUUUACACAUUCUGUCUAAAAUAA
This is a messenger RNA of Schistosoma mattheei, 684 nucleotides long. Lineage: Eukaryota; Metazoa; Platyhelminthes; Trematoda; Strigeidida; Schistosomatidae. The record is from the annotation of a GenBank genome assembly.